Molecule: messenger RNA, 734 nt
Organism: Aphanomyces invadans
Lineage: Eukaryota; Oomycota; Saprolegniomycetes; Saprolegniales; Verrucalvaceae
Exons: 2
Coding region: 25-315 (96 amino acids)
Source: RefSeq, a predicted model, not a curated record
CUCCCCCACUGUCAGUUGGUUACCAUGUUGCGCACCACGUCCACUCGCGUCUUCCGCCGCUGCUUCUCCACCGAUGCCCCUGCUGCGCCUUCCACCCCUGCCAAGAAAAGUGGUUCGUCGCUGGGCCAACGAUUCGCCGCAUUCUUUGUUGGUGCCGCUGUUGGUGGAGCCGGUGCCAUUUACCAAAUCCGUCAGGACUUGCUCGUGUCCAACGGCGAACUCCAAAAGGAACUCACGGCGUUGAAAGGCGACGUUGUCGAGGCGAACGCUCGUUUGGCACAACGCGUCGCGCAGUUAGAAAAGGCGUCCAAGUAAUUUUCGUGUUAACUCGAGACGUCGGCAUUGCUCCAGCUCGAAUCGUCUCAUUCCGCUAACCCCAGCAACGAAUACAGCUAGAAGCCGUUUAUGGUGUAGCUGACGUGAUCUACGGCGUGGAAGCUAGCGCUAUCCUGCGUGUCGAAGCAGGUGCUUCGAAUCAAGUUAAGCACUAGCUGCAGCUGACGAUUCGUUCGAAUGGAUUGAUUACCCAGCACCUACGAACUCCAGUGACAAACGACAUGGCUGGCAUUCGAUGUACUCACCACGUUGUACACGUUCUGAACGCAGCCAGCUUGCUGGUCGAAGAACAUCGUCGUUGCUUCUACCGCGUCAAUGGAAGCGGCUGAAAUGCUGCGGAUCUUAAUCUCAGUUUGCAACCGAUAAAACUCAAGGAGCUCCAACAGCUCCACUGCGCA